AUGAUGCUAAAUUCUUCUGGAGAGUUCAUGUUUGUGCUUCGUGGACUGAAUGACUCAAGGACAAACAAACACAUUUACUUUGCAUUUGGUCUUGUUGUUUAUAUGGUGACUGUGGUUGUAAAUCUAACUCUGAUUAUCACAAUCAUUCUGGAAAAAACACUUCAUGAGCCCAUGUAUCUGUUUAUCUGCAAUUUGUAUGUGAAUGGAAUAUGUGGUGCUUCUGCUUUCUAUCCAAAGAUUCUUGCUGAUCUUUUUUUAGACUCUAAUAUCAUUUCAUAUACAGGGUGUCUAAUACAAAUGUACAUAAUUUACUGUUAUCUUUUCAGUGAAUUCACAAGUUUAACAGUCAUGGCAUAUGACCGAUAUGUAGCCAUUUGUAAGCCUUUGGAUUAUCACAGCAUCAUGACACCCCAGAAGGUGGCAAAUUUGAUGGGUUUUACCUGGUUCUUCUCCUUUCUAGAAACAAUUAUUGGGGUUGCACUGGCAGCUCGACUACCUCUGUGUGGUAAUGUCAUUGAGAAGAUCUACUGCUUUAACUGGGAUGUUGUUAAGCUUUCCUGCAUAGAUGUCACUCUGAACAAUGUCUAUGGGUAUAUUCUAAUAUUUUCUCACUUUUCCCAAUGUGUGUUUAUCACUGUCUCAUAUAUUUGCAUUAUCAGGGCUUCUUUGCGUUCUAAGACGUGUCUGCCUCAUUUAAUCACCCUCAUCAACUUCACUAUUUCUGUGCUGUCUGAUUCUUUGUGUGCGCGCUAUGUACAAGGUCAGGAAGUGCAGGCUUUGUGGAAUAUCUUGGGAAUGGAGUUUCUUGUUGUACCUCCUCUUCUAAAUCCCAUCAUAUAUGGAAUAAGGGUGGCACAGAUUCGCAGCCGGUUUGUAAGAAUGUACAGCCAUAAAAUCAAUUUUCGUACAUCAGUAGCACACCAAGGGUAGAACCUGACUUAGUUU
Molecule: messenger RNA, 945 nt
Organism: Pygocentrus nattereri (red-bellied piranha)
Lineage: Eukaryota; Metazoa; Chordata; Actinopteri; Characiformes; Serrasalmidae
Product: olfactory receptor 4S1-like
Exons: 1
Coding region: 1-930 (309 amino acids)
Biological process (GO): G protein-coupled receptor signaling pathway
Cellular component (GO): membrane
Molecular function (GO): olfactory receptor activity; G protein-coupled receptor activity
Source: RefSeq, a predicted model, not a curated record